Messenger RNA from Drosophila kikkawai, 2068 nucleotides. It is a transcript of the gene Tat, whose product is annotated as Tyrosine aminotransferase. The record is from RefSeq and is a predicted model, not a curated record. Gene Ontology annotation, molecular function: pyridoxal phosphate binding; L-tyrosine:2-oxoglutarate transaminase activity. Gene Ontology annotation, biological process: biosynthetic process; L-tyrosine catabolic process; L-phenylalanine catabolic process. NCBI's taxonomy places the organism in Eukaryota, Metazoa, Arthropoda, Insecta, Diptera, Drosophilidae.
CUCCGAAGUAGAUCAGUUUAGUUCAGUUUCAGAAUUCGCAAACGACACAAAAAAGAGCCCAAGACCCAGUUCAAGUCCAAGUCCAUGUCAGAGCCAUCACACUAUCAUUAUAAGUAUCGCCUGAUUUAGUAAAGAAAUCCCCGAGCCUACCGUUAGCAUUUCUAAUGCUCGUCUGGAACGAUAAACAGGAUACCAACUUCACCUUUAUUUGAGGUCCCUGCUCGAGCUCUAGCAGCCAGAUAUCGGAACACAUCGGACACAAUAUAUAUAUUAUAUAUAUCUAUUUUUUGUGGAAUUCUUGUUUGUUGUUUUUUUUUGUUUGUUUGCGGAAAGGGCCUGCCUGGUGAUAAUGCCCAGCAGUGUUGCCAACGAGAGUCAAUUCCGAUUCCAAAGCAGUCGCAGCAGCCGCCAGUCGAGCUGUUCCAGCCGGAGUGAGCCUGGUGCCACCACGCCCACCAGCGAUGUGGUGGACAAGGCACUGGCCGAGCUGCAGCUGCAGUCGUCGUCAAAGUCGGAGCUCCUUUCGACCAGCUCCGGCAAGCCGCAGCGUUUCGGCUGGCAGAUCAAGCCCUCCAAGCUCUCGCUGAAUACGCACAAUCGAAUCCGGAAUAUUGUCGAGUCCCUGAAGAUCAAGCCGAAUCCUGAGAAGCCCAUGAUACCGCUCUCGAUUGGUGAUCCCACAAUCUUUGGCAAUCUCAAGGCCGCCGAUGAGACCAUGAAGGCCGUCCUGCACUCGGUGGAGAGCGGCAAGUAUAACGGCUAUGCCCAUACUCAAGGACAUGAGGCAGCACGCCAGGCAGUGGCCAAGUACAGUGCCCACCAGCGUCCGAACGAAGAGAUUGAUCCCAUGGAGGUGGUCCUCUGCAGCGGCUGCUCCUCGGCUCUGGAGUACUGCAUCCUGGCGCUGGCCGAUCGCGGCCAGAAUGUGCUCAUACCCAGGCCGGGCUUUUGCCUUUACCACACUUUGGCCGAGGGCCUGGACAUCGAGGUGCGCUACUAUGACCUCCUCCCCGACCAGCAGUGGCGCGCCGAUCUCGUCCAGCUGGAGAGUUUGAUUGAUGAGAAUACGGCCGCCCUGCUCAUUAACAAUCCGAGCAACCCCUGUGGCAGCGUCUUCGACGAGAAGCAUCUGCGCCAGUUGAUUGGCAUCUGCGAGCGCCACUAUCUGCCCAUCAUAGCAGAUGAGAUCUAUGAGCACUUUGUAUUCCCCGGCUCCAAGCAUGUGGCUGUAAGCAGCCUCACAACGGAGGUCCCAGUUCUCUCCUGCGGCGGUUUGACCAAACGUUUCUUGGUUCCCGGCUGGCGGAUGGGCUGGAUCAUAGUGCAUGAUCGCAAGCAGCGACUGGUGGAUGCGGUGGUGGGUCUGAAGAACAUGUGUGGCCGAAUCCUGGGCUCCAAUACCCUGAUUCAGGGCGCCUUGCCGGAGAUCCUGGCCAAGACGCCGCAGUCUUACUUUGACGGUGUCAUUGAUGUGUUGCAUUCAAACGCCACUCUGGCCUACAAAAUGCUGAAGCAGGUGCGUGGCCUUAACCCCGUGAUGCCCAACGGGGCCAUGUACAUGAUGAUCGGUGUGGACAUCGAACGGUUUCCGGCCUUCAAGGAUGACACUCACUUUGUCCAGGAGCUGGUCAAUGAGCAGAGUGUCUUCUGCCUGCCGGGCAGCUGCUUCGAGUAUCCGGGCUAUGUGCGCAUCGUGCUCACCGUUCCAAAGACAAUGAUCGAGGAGGCCUGCGCCAGGAUGACCGAGUUCUGUGAUCGCCAUUUCAAGAAGGACUCGCGCGCCUUUAUCGAGCAUGGAUUGCUGGACGAAGAGGAUCUCGCCUUCUGAGCUGAGCUGGGAGCAAACAUUUAUUAGACGAUCUAGACUACAAUUUGUAUCAAGUGUACAUAAGAAUAUAUAUAUAUAUAUAUAUAUGUGUAUGUAUAUAUAUAAUAUGUAUAUCAAUCAUUAACUAUCCAAAUAUAAGGAGUAUUGUCUCAAAAAAUUGCAGGAAAAGUGACACACAAAGAGAUAGAGAUAGAGAUAGAGAGAGAGAGGAAUAUAAAUAUAUAUAUAUAGGGGACUAUA